Cooperia oncophora is the source of this 1497-nucleotide messenger RNA. Lineage: Eukaryota; Metazoa; Nematoda; Chromadorea; Rhabditida; Trichostrongylidae. The record is from the annotation of a GenBank genome assembly.
AUGGAUAUUUUUCAGGAAGGUGGAGAACUACUGUGUUGUGAUGCGUGUCCAGCUUCGUUUCAUUUACUUUGCCAUGAACCGAUAAUUCGACGAGAGAUGAUACCACGGGGCAGAUGGCUUUGCAAUAGGUGUCGACGAACUGGUGGCAGCGCAAUUGCUGCAAAGCGUAAUCGUGCUUCGAUGGCUUCGGAAGAGGACUACCGGCGGCAGGAACUAGAACGAAAUUUCUCUAAAAAGAAAAUAACUACUGUUAUGGAGUUUUAUGUCGCACUCUCAUCGUCGCUGACAAAUUGCAAUGCACGUCAGUUCGAUGUUCCGCCUUCAUAUCGUAUCGAUGGCCUGUUGCCGUAUGGUCUUAUGCCGUACAAAGGUCUAGCGCAACCACGGCAAAUCAUAAUCGAUGAGCCAUGCACAGUUUGUGAAGGAUUCGGAGAGGAUUCUCCGAAGAUUCAAUGUGACUUCUGUAAAUAUGUAUACCAUAUUGAUUGUCUUCGAUUUCCUUUAUGUUCGCCGCCUUCUGAAACAUGGAUGUGUCCGAACCAUGUGGAGCCUAUCCUGGAUUUGAAACUACUCACAUCUAUAAGCUUCACUGAACGGCGCAGGAUAUGGUCAAAGUUUGCCAGGCAACCUAUAGAUGAAAUGGCAAUACGUAGGAGCUUUGUGGAAAAGGUGGUCAAAGAUCGUCCAGAGUUGAGCAAGUAUUUUUCGAAGAACAAAUGUUCCAUCGACAAAAGCGAGCUUCGAUACGACGGCAAGCGAGCAGGAUCUUCCUCAACGUCUUUGAACAACUCGGUCACUGCUUUGGAGGCACACUGUAUGGAGUGGCAGUGCGGACCACCGAGCGGUGCAGCUCCAAACCAUCUGAGAGCAAAUAGUUUUGCGAAAGUUACUGGAGCGGCCAAUGAAGCUUAUUCAUCGGUUCCCUCUCGAGGAAUUGCAAAGCGUGACGACUUUGUUCCACUCUGUGCAGCAGUGCUACCAAGAUCCACCCUCAAAAGAGCUCGUGAAUCGGAGUUUCACUCUCACGAUCGCACUUACAGUAUCAUGUUGCCGAGCAGGACUUCUGACAUAGGUCAACAACAAAGCCCUCACUUUGUUCAUGUUGACUUCGGGCUAGAUGAGGACAACUGCUCGCUCGAUUGCCGAUCAUUCUCGACCGACGAGGAUUUACGCCAUUGUCAUAUAGAUGCUCCGAACCGAUCAGAUAGUGUUGUAUCCGUGCCUCAGAUAGCUCAAGUGCCAGCUGCACCGUUAUUUAAAAAGCCUUACAACCAGAAAGUUGUAAGGAAGAAGAAAGAGGAAUCAGUACAUCGUUUACCUCCCGUUGACAUCACACCGACAAUCAUGGCGCUGGAUACUGGACCUGGGUCCUUACUGAGGGCUUUGAUCGAUGGUACAGAUGGUGCUCCCAACGUGGAACCGACGGCAAAGAAGAAAUGCUUUGUCAUGCAGCGAACACGUCAGCCAAGGAAAAUUAUGGUGAGGUCGAAGACAUGA